CCCGACCAACGUGUGGUGACAUCGGUAUGAGACUUAAUUCACAAAGAUCUUGAACUGCUUCAUUCUUUUUAUCUUCAGAUUGAUAAUUCAAUGCAGAAUCUUUCAACAAAUGUUACGCAAGGGUAUUAUUCGCGUAACACCAAAAUCUGGGAGAUCAUAGAGGAUGAUCCUGAGGAUAUCAUGUCUGCUUCUCUCCAGACUCUUUACGACCAUGUCCCAGUAUUUCACUCCACCCCCGGAUCGAUAUUUACUUACACGAUAAAACGUGACGGAGGAGGCUCAGCAUUAAGACAGAUCACCCUCCAGAUACCAGACACACAAGCAAGCAAUUGGUCUUUGCAUGCCUCAUCCAUCUGGCAAUCCUCCCUUCAUAUUGCGGAUCACAUUGAAUAUCUGCAGUUAGAUCGCUUCAGCGAUCGAAAGAUAUUGCGUGUUCUAGAGCUAGGCGCCGGCGCUGGGUUGCCUUCGAUCAUGAUCGCACGGACUACGCCAAAUGCUGUUGUUGUAGCCAGUGAUUAUCCGGACGAAAACCUCAUAUGCACACUAUCUGAUAACGUUCGUCGCAAUAAUGCUUCAGAACGCUGCCGGACUGUCCCUUACGCUUGGGGCAGCGAUAUAUCCCCACUCCUCACACCCGCCCAGCAGAACUCUGAAGGUUCUGCGCUCUUUGAUAUCAUCGUCGCAGCUGAUACGCUGUGGAAUCCUGAGACCCACGUUCAGUUUAUCAACACGCUUUGCAUGUGUCUCGAUCGCAGCCCAGACGCUCGCGUACAUCUCGUCGCUGGUCUACACACGGGAAGAUACACCCUUCAAUCAUUCAUGAAUGCUGUUGUGAUGCACAAACUUCAAGUAGAAAGAGUGAUAGAGAGCGAAGUUAUAGAUGGCAUUCAAAGGCCAUGGGAUGUCACACGCGCCGAGAGUGAGGAUGAAAGGGAGAGACGAAAGUGGGUAGUCUGGAUGGUCCUGAAAUGGGCAUAAAAUAACGAGAUUCACAAUGUAAAGUACAAUCUAGUCGUGUCUAAACUCAAUACUAUGAGUACAGCUGG
Molecule: messenger RNA, 1046 nt
Organism: Suillus subaureus
Lineage: Eukaryota; Fungi; Basidiomycota; Agaricomycetes; Boletales; Suillaceae
Exons: 1
Coding region: 91-978 (295 amino acids)
Biological process (GO): peptidyl-lysine dimethylation
Molecular function (GO): protein-lysine N-methyltransferase activity
Source: RefSeq, a predicted model, not a curated record